AUGUGGAACUCUCCUAAGGUAGGAAUCCUCGGCGGAGGCCAAUUGGGCCGCAUGCUGGUCGAGUCCGCCAACCGAUUGAACAUCCAAUGCAACGUACUCGAUGCGGAGAACUCCCCGGCCAAGCAGAUUAGCAGCCACGAUGGCCACGUUACCGGCUCAUUCAAGGAGCGCGAGGCCGUUAGGGAACUGGCCAAGACCUGCGACGUUGUGACGGCGGAGAUUGAGCAUGUCGACACCUAUGCCCUGGAGGAGAUCGCCUCUCAGGUCAAGAUUGAACCCAGCUGGCAAGCGAUUCGGACGAUUCAGAACAAGUUCAAUCAGAAGGAGCACCUGCGGAAAUAUGGUAUUCCCAUGGCGGAGCACCGUGAGCUGGCCGAGAACACUCCCGAAGAAUUGGCCAAGGUUGGCGAACAGCUUGGAUACCCUAUGAUGUUGAAGUCGAAGACUAUGGCGUACGACGGACGUGGAAACUAUCGUGUUAACUCCAAAGAGGAUAUUCCCGAGGCCCUUGAAGCGCUUAAGGACCGCCCAUUGUAUGCAGAGAAGUGGGCCUACUUCAAGAUGGAAUUGGCCGUCAUGGUCGUGAAGACCAAGGACGAUGUCCUGUCAUACCCCACCGUCGAGACCGUCCAAGAAGACUCGAUAUGCAAGCUUGUCUACGCCCCUGCGCGCAACGUAUCCGACGCCAUCAACCAGAAAGCUCAGGAGUUAGCCCGUAAGGCCGUCGCAGCCUUCGACGGAAAGGGCGUCUUCGGUGUCGAAAUGUUCCUCCUCGAAGACGACAGUCUGAUCCUGUGCGAAAUUGCUAGCCGUAUCCACAACUCCGGCCACUACACCAUUGAAGGUUGCCCCCUGUCUCAAUUUGAUACCCAUAUCCGCGCCAUUCUCGAUCUUCCCAUCCCUCCCAAGAGCCUGGAGCUCCGUCAACCCUCCAUCAUGCUCAACAUCAUCGGCGGUGCCGCCCCCGACACACAUCUGAAGGCUGCAGAGCACGCUCUCUCUAUCCCCAACGCCAGCAUCCACCUCUACAGCAAGGGCGCCGCCAAACCAGGCCGCAAGAUGGGCCACAUCACCGUCACCGCGCCGACCAUGCACGAAGCCGAGACGCACAUCCAGCCCUUGAUCGACGUGGUCGACGAGAUCCGCGCCCAGCGCAGCGACAUCAAGACCAAGCCCCAGCAGUCGGGCCCCUCGAAGCCCGCACCCUCCGUGGCCGUCAUCAUGGGCUCCGACAGCGAUCUCAAGACCCUCGUCCCAGGACUCAAGCUCCUUAAAGACUACUUCGGCAUCGAGCCCGCAGUUGAAAUCACCUCCGCUCACCGCACCCCAGAGUACAUGGCUGAGUACUCCGCCAGUGCCGCUGCCCGCGGUAUCAAGGUUAUCAUCGCUGCGGCAGGCGGCGCCGCGCAUCUCCCCGGUAUGGCCGCCGCUCACACCGCUCUUCCCGUGAUCGGCGUCCCAGUCAAGGGCAGCUCCUUGGAUGGUGUAGACAGUCUGUACAGCAUCGUGCAGAUGCCCAGAGGUGUCCCCGUCGCCACCGUCGGAAUCAACAACAGCAUCAACGCCGCUCUCCUGGCCGCCAGAAUCCUGGGCUCCUUUGACCCGGCCAUCCAGCGCAAGGUGGAGGCGUAUGCUGAGCAGGCUAAGACCGAAAACCUCGAUUUCAAGGGUACUAAGAUGCGCGAGCUCGGUUGGGAAAAGUACUUUGAGCAAAUGUGAAAAAGGGACUGGGAAAAGUUGGUUUAAUAGAGGUUAAAAUAGACGUGCGACGUGCUGAUGAAAUUUAAGUAGUUAUGUCUU
This is a messenger RNA of Aspergillus nomiae NRRL 13137, 1800 nucleotides long. Its product is annotated as phosphoribosylaminoimidazole carboxylase ADE2. The transcript has 4 exons. Lineage: Eukaryota; Fungi; Ascomycota; Eurotiomycetes; Eurotiales; Aspergillaceae. The coding region runs from base 1 to 1719 and encodes 572 amino acids. Gene Ontology annotation, molecular function: phosphoribosylaminoimidazole carboxylase activity; metal ion binding; ATP binding. The record is from RefSeq and is a predicted model, not a curated record. Gene Ontology annotation, biological process: 'de novo' IMP biosynthetic process.